Messenger RNA from Stegodyphus dumicola, 1018 nucleotides. Its product is annotated as dachshund homolog 1-like. Gene Ontology annotation, cellular component: transcription regulator complex; nucleus. Lineage: Eukaryota; Metazoa; Arthropoda; Arachnida; Araneae; Eresidae. Gene Ontology annotation, biological process: regulation of transcription by RNA polymerase II. Gene Ontology annotation, molecular function: DNA-binding transcription factor activity, RNA polymerase II-specific; RNA polymerase II cis-regulatory region sequence-specific DNA binding. The record is from RefSeq and is a predicted model, not a curated record.
AAGUGCGGCGCGAUCGUAUUGGGCGGGAGCACCACACGGAGCGAAGAGAGGCCGUGGCUUACACAUAAUCGUUCUCUCCCGCUCGAGCCGGUCGGAACUGCCACGCACUCCUGACGGCCCGAUCCCCUCGUGGUAAAGCGGCCCUCCUCGUCUUCUCUCUUCUGGGUGCUGGAAGCGCGCGCGGGUUGGAAAGUUUUUCCGUUUGGAUCAUCGAUUGCUCCGGUCACCGAUGGAGGGUAGCAGCGGGGAAGGCAGCACCUCUCCCUCGGCGGACAUGCCCUCUCCGCCCUCACUCCAAAAUUCUCCGAAUCCAGACUCCAGCGGCAUGGUCAGCGAUUGCGUAACAUCAGCCGCAUCGGGGGGAGGACUGAUGUGUCCCCCGAUGGUCAGUCUCAGUCCCAAGUCAACUAACAAUCCAGUGGUCAGCAUGCAAGGCCUCGUGGUUUCUAGCCCCAGCUACCAACAACAACAACAGCGGACCUCUUCGGCCAGUCCGCCUCAAAUGGUGUCCAAGCCCUACACACCGCCCAUGUCUACGGCCGGGGCGAUGUCCGCCCUGGCAGCCGGCAAACCUCAGUUGGAACACAUGCCGGCCCAUAUGGGAAUGUUGGCGAUGAGGAAUGGGGGUGUCCAUCACCACGGCUACCUCGGCGCCCCGCCCCGGCUGGAGCGCCCCAUGCACCCCAUCUCGCCGCCCGGUAUCACAACGGACGCUACUGCCAAUGACUGUCGCCUCAUUGACUAUCGGGGUGCUAAAGUGGCCGCUUUUCUGGUCAACGGCGAUUACCUCUUAUGUCUACCUCAGGCUUUCGAACUGUUCCUAAAACAUCUGGUCGGGGGUCUGCACACUGUCUAUACAAAACUUAAACGAUUGGACAUUACCCCCAUCGUCUGCAACGUGGAACAGGUUCGCAUUUUGAGGGGUCUUGGUGCCAUUCAACCCGGAGUCAACCGCUGUAAACUGCUCUCUUGCAAAGACUUUGACACACUCUACAAAGAUUGCACUACUGCAAGGUAA